AUGGCUUGCUCCGAAGUACAGCAGAAAGUGCUCCGCAUGGAGCUGGACAAAGGUGGAGCAUUUGAUUUCUCAAACUGCAUUCGGAACAUGGCCCUCUCAAGAAUGGGCGUGCCAGCCCCGAAAGUUCGCUCCACCGGUACCACGAUCGUUGCAGCAACCUACAAAGAUGGCCUGGUUAUGGGCGCCGACUCUCGUGCUACUGCAGGAAAUAUUAUUGCUGACAAACACUGCGAGAAGGUGCAUUACUUGACAGAUUCGAUCUAUGCUUGUGGAGCCGGAACCGCAGCUGAUCUUGACCAGGUAUGCAAAAUGCUAUCUGGAACACUUCGCUUGAUGGAGCUCAAUACAGGAAGGAAAGCUCGAGUUAUAACAGCAUUGCGUCACGCCAAGCAACAUCUUUUCAAUUAUCAAGGUUACGUAGGAGCUUAUCUACUCAUCGGUGGUGUAGAUCCCACUGGACCGCAUCUUUACGAAUGUUCUGCAAACGGUACAACAAUGGCGAAACCGUUUGCAGCUCAAGGUUCUGGAAGCUAUUCAGCCAUAUCUGUCCUUGAAAGAGACUUCAAAUCUAACAUGAGUGAAGAUGCAGUCAAUCUAGUGCAGCGUGCUCUUCAUGCUGGUAUGCAUGGAGACAAUGCUUCUGGAAACAGCUUAAAUCUCGUCGUCAUGCGGCCAGGGAAGACUGAAUUUAGGGGACCAAUUGUACCGGAGUUCUGCAAGAAACCUGAACCUAUUGAUCUGUCUUACAAGUUCAAGCCGGGCUCGACGAAGGUGUUGAAGAGAAAAACGAUCAAAUUCGACGUGAUCGAAUCAAUGGAUGUUAGCCACUGA
Molecule: messenger RNA, 831 nt
Organism: Strongylus vulgaris
Lineage: Eukaryota; Metazoa; Nematoda; Chromadorea; Rhabditida; Strongylidae
Source: the annotation of a GenBank genome assembly